AUGGCUUCACUAAAGGAGUCGGACGGCGGCACUACUGCUGCUGCUGCUGCCGCCGGAACGCGGAAGAGGUCAAGCGCUGCGACAGAAAGACGGAAACUGCGGAACCGACUGUCUCAGCAAGCCUUUCGGGCGCGGCAGACACUAGAAAUCAACGAGCUCAAGCAGCAGCUCGCCCUGUUCUCGGGUUCCGAGAGUGAUCGCAACAGCAGACUCGUGGAAGAGAACCGCAAACUCAAACAGCUGCUAUGGCAGUCGGAGAAGAAGCUGCGGAGUCUCCAGGCCACGUUGAAGGGCAUCAUCGAUACCAUGAUCGAGAGUAGGGAGAACAACUUUGACGCACAUACUAGUGGGAGUGGCCUCGACGACGACGAUGAAGGACUGCAUUCGUGGACGGCCGACCUCAACAUGCCUGCUGGCCUUGUCGACGUCGAAGCACCGCCAGCCCCGCCACUCAACAUGGUAUUGAAUCCCAGGGCUUGCCCGGCUCCAGGCUCUGGCGUCUCAUCAUGCACCGAAAUGUCCGCCACUGAAAUGUAUGCAGCAGACCGGCACGCUCACACUACGGUCUCGUCAAACGACGGGUCCUUGCCGGAGGACAUCGACUGGGACGCCGACGCGGGGGUUUUGGCCUUGUCGACCACGACACCGCCUCCAGCUGCACCAACCGUGCGACGUACUCCCCCUCCACCCUCGAUUCAUGCCCCCAUCUAUCGCAACCUGCAGAUCAUGCCACGGUCCAACUACUCGGAACAUAUCCACGCGUAUGAGAUGUGCGCAGUCACUCGGUACCUAGGGCACAGACGGAACCCGGAUAUAUUCAGUCUCAAUCGCAUGGUAUCGAGUCUCGUCUCGGCCUUUAUCAAGGUCGCCUGGUGCCGCAUGGAAUCCUGGAUUCAAUGGACCAACGGACAGGAAACGCUCACCAAACUGGCCGCGUGGCGGAUAUCGCCCGGGCCCGAAACAUUUGCAGCAAUUCCACCCUCGAUGCAGCCCACGCCGCUGCAGACCUCGGUGCCACAUCCGCCCGUCAUCGACUGGUGCGUCUUCCCCUUUCUGAGGGACAAGUUGAUCCAGUACCACUGCGCCGACCCGGCGCUGGACGAGAUCUGCGGCGACAUUGGCCUGGCAUACGUCGUGCAGGCGGACCUGUCCGAGUUCGUGCUCGGCGCGGAACCCCUCGUCGUGUACUUUAACAUCCACGACAUCAUCUCCGGCAUGGAAACAAACCCGGCGAUUCUGAGCGACGCCGAUAACGCCAACGCCAACAACUCCAACUCCACCUCCACCGCCCUGAUCGGGCCCAAGCCCGCCGUCAAACUGCCCGCCCCGGACCUUUACACGCUGCUCCACACCAAAGAGUACGCGCACGAGCUGUACCGCCGGCUCAAGAUCGGCCAGGGCCUCGAGGAGUACCUGCUCGAUCCGGACCUGUUUGCCAAGUACCCGCACCUGUACGAGCCGAGCGUCAAGAUCGCCCAGGGUGUGCCCCUGCGGUCGCGCAACAGGAUUCCCUGGUCCGUGCCGCGGCCCUUGGACGACGUGGCCAUGAGUUGGUAUCGUAGCUGUUUGGCCGCCUAG
This is a messenger RNA of Fonsecaea nubica, 1578 nucleotides long. RefSeq lists its product as hypothetical. Bases 1 to 1578 code for a protein of 525 amino acids. Gene Ontology annotation, molecular function: DNA-binding transcription factor activity. Lineage: Eukaryota; Fungi; Ascomycota; Eurotiomycetes; Chaetothyriales; Herpotrichiellaceae. The transcript is spliced from 4 exons. Gene Ontology annotation, biological process: regulation of DNA-templated transcription. The record is from RefSeq and is a predicted model, not a curated record.